AUGGUACAACCCGCUGGCACAUCGCAAUCCAAACGGAAGCGUCGUGAACCAGACUCAGUCGGGUCAGCGAAGCCACCCGCUAAAAGGCAGCGAAAACCCUCCAAGAAAGUGGGAAGUGCUCCAGCCAAAGUCAUCGAUUUGCCGCAUAACUUAGGUACUAUAACUGUACCUGAACUAAAUAAAGGUGAAGGGGCCCCCAGUCAGGACACCCAGCCGAACGGAGCCGCCUCUAGCGAACAUUAUUCAGCAAGCUGGACAGCGAUAAAUGUUUCUACUCGAAGCCCUAUGCGAACCCCUUUUUCACAAGACCCGCAGCAGAAAUCCCAACCACGGCAACUUGGUAUUGACGUCGAAAUCGCGGCUGCUAGUCCCGCGGCAGUGAAGGGGAAAGCGGCGACGACGCCCAGGACAAGCCGGCGGAAAGCUCGGCCAGUGUUCAAUGAAACUCCCUUCCCAGAGUGGGCAUAUCCUACAGCCGAACAGUGUGAAGAAGUUUCACGCCUUUUAGCCACGGUUCACGGAGAAGUCAAAGCACCAGCAGCGAUACCACUGCCGUCGCUGACAAUAUCAGGAUGUGGAGAAGUCCCAAGUGUUCUCGAUGCCUUGAUUCGCACCCUCCUUAGUGGUGCGACCACCGGCAACAAUUCUGCAAUGGCGUUCCAGGGCCUCGUCAAGAAAUUCGGUGUUCUCCAAGAUGGUGUGGGCAAAGGGAGUGUGAACUGGAACAAGGUGCGGGAGGCCACAGUGCAAGAAAUUCGCGAUGCUAUAAAGAGCGGUGGUCUAGCGGAUACCAAGAGCAAACAUAUUAAAGAAAUACUCACCAUGGUAUAUGAGCAAAACAUAGCGCGACGAAAGGAUCUUGUCGAUGCAAAGCAAGGGGGCGACGAGACCGUCCAUCUUUCAGAUGAACAUAUGUUAUCCCUGGAUCACAUGCACGGCUUAUCCAAAGAUGAGGCGAUGCAGGAGUUUAUCAAGUAUCCCGGAAUCGGCGUCAAGACAGCAGCCUGCGUCGUACUGUUCUGCCUUCGUCGGCCAUGUUUCGCCGUGGACACCCACGUCUUUCGGCUUUGUAAGUGGCUUGGGUGGGUUCCGCCGGAGAAGGUCAAUGAGAUUACGGCUUUUAGGCAUCUUGAAGUGCGAGUUCCCGAUCAUCUCAAGUACUCGCUUCAUCAACUAUUUAUAUUCCAUGGAAAGGAGUGUCCAAGGUGUCGGGCUAUAACUGGCGCGACAAGUGAAGGCUGGGAGAAAGGUUGUGUUAUCGAUCACUUGGUGAAGCGGACAGGUAAAAGAAAGGGGAGCAGGUCCGGUCUUGUUCAAACCAAAUUGGCUGUGUGAGAGAUGUUUCUUUUCGAUAUUGCUUCGCAUAGUUAGCACUUUGGCAGCGUUUUGAACAUCUUAACAGAACUAAAAAAGACCCUGGCUGGAGCUGGGACUUGACUUUCGAUAGAUCCGAGCUGCGGAGUAUUUCCAUCCACGAGCUGUUCAUCUAAUUGGAUAGUUAUUGUUAAG
Molecule: messenger RNA, 1509 nt
Organism: Coccidioides posadasii C735 delta SOWgp
Lineage: Eukaryota; Fungi; Ascomycota; Eurotiomycetes; Onygenales; Onygenaceae
Biological process (GO): base-excision repair
Molecular function (GO): catalytic activity
Source: RefSeq, a predicted model, not a curated record